This is a messenger RNA of Huiozyma naganishii CBS 8797, 3327 nucleotides long. RefSeq names its product DNA repair ATPase SMC5 (gene SMC5). Bases 1 to 3327 code for a protein of 1108 amino acids. The transcript has a single exon. Gene Ontology annotation, biological process: double-strand break repair via homologous recombination. The record is from RefSeq and is a predicted model, not a curated record. Lineage: Eukaryota; Fungi; Ascomycota; Saccharomycetes; Saccharomycetales; Saccharomycetaceae. Gene Ontology annotation, cellular component: Smc5-Smc6 complex. Gene Ontology annotation, molecular function: ATP binding; ATP hydrolysis activity.
AUGCACGAGACGGUGGGGAAGAGGGCUAGGGUGUCCGAUGGGGGUGAUGCUGAUGGGCAGCGGCGUCGCGUGAAGGACAGGAGGGUUGGUGAAGGCGCCGAAGUUGCAGACGACAACGACCGGAGGGAACCUGCGGUUCCCCGGGUCGCUGGGUUCGCCCCCGGGAACGUCGUACGCCUCCGGCUGCACAACUUCGUCACGUACUCGCUCGCGGAGUUCGAGUUCUCUCCCUCACUCAACAUGGUCGUCGGCCCCAACGGGUCAGGGAAGUCCACACUCGUAUGUGCCCUGUGUCUGGGACUCGCAGGGCGCACAGAGUACCUCGGCCGUAUGAAGCGCAGCGACUCAUUCAUUAAGAACGGCGCGGACUCCGCACGGAUAGACGUCUGGCUCGCGGGGGAAGACCCGGGAACAACACUCAAAGUGUCCCGUGUCCUGACACGGAACCACAAGAAGGCCUCGCUUUACUACGUCGACGGCGUGGAGACCUCAGAGCAACGUGUACGGCAACUGGUCGCCACGCAGCACAACAUACAACUCGAUAACCUCUGCCAGUUCCUCUCCCAAGAGCGGGUCCAAGAAUUCGCAAGACUCAGACCGGAUAAACUGCUUCUAGAGACGGUCCGCGCAUGUGACAGACAACUGCUGGACUGCUGGACUCAACUCGCACAACUCCAACGAGAACACAUCUCACUGGACAAAGAGGUCCAACUUGAAAGGGAAACCUCGAGAACCUCACCUCGCAGCAGACAAGACUCGGAGGGGGCAGUGUCCGCACUCAGAACGUACGAGAACACUCGCAAACAAAUCAUGACACAUAACCAGUUGCUCCCCUACGCGCAGAUCAAAGAGCACAAGGCCAGCCUGACAAGGUACAAGACAGAGUACCAGGUCGCAAAGAGACAACUACAAGCGCUCCUCAACGACAAGAAGCCAUUCCAACAACUGUUGGAAUCCCUCGCGAGCGGGUCAACGCAAGAGGAUAGGGCUGCCGCGAAGGAGUCCCUCACUCGUGCAAGGAUCGCACUACAGGAACUCGCUGUACAACUCGCACUGCUUAGGGAUAACACUCGCGAUACGGGAACGCAAGUGGCAGUGUACCGCAACAGGACACACACCAUCGCAGCAGAGAUCACAGAACUAGAAACGGCAGCCGAACAACAGCAGGCGGAGCUUGUGGUCGCGAAGGAGAAGAUCCCGCCACAACCAGCGGUAGACGAGUUGACAGCACAGAAGGCGCAGUUGUUUGAAGAACAGCAACGAGCCGCGGAUGCAGUUGCGGAACUUGUCGCCAACGAGGCCAGGACCGUCGCUCGCGAACACGACCGACUGCAUCGUGAACUCCACGACACGAAGAAACGCCUUUUGGGGAAGGACCGUAUCAGUGUCCUCGAAACGGGCCACAAUGGGGGCAGGGACCAACGUGAGUACGAGGAACUCAAGAGAGCUGUACUCUACCUUAGAGCACACGCAGAUACGUUCGCGAACGAUGUCGUAGAACCUCCCAUCCUCGCAGUCCAGGCACAGGACCCCCUACUAGCGUCGUAUCUCAACAGGUGCGUCGACGCAAACACAAGCAGAGCACUGACUAUCGGUAACUCGGCAGCAUACGCUCAACAUAGCGAGUCCCUACUAAGCAGGUUCAAAGUCAACCUCAGAGAACUUAGACAGGGGUACCAAAGGAAACAACCAGUGGCCAGCGAGGAACUCCACAGGUACGGGUUCGAAGGGUACCUCAUUGACUUCGUCCGCGGGGACCCGCAAGUGAUCGAAAUGCUUUGCCAGCAAAGUAACAUCCACGCGAUCCCGGUCUCCCGCAGAGAACUCACCGUGGAACAAUUGAAGGCGCUGACGGAACCUCGCGAAGGCAGACCCGCUCUGUUUAAGAAGUUCAUCUCUGGGAGAAACCUUGUCACGGUCAACACGUCGCUCUACUCUCGCCAAACAUUCAGCACGGAGGUUGAGAUCGGGUCCACAAACCUGUACCAGCAAUCUGUGCUCACGGAACAGCAGAGGAGAGAGCUAACGAGCACAGUCCAGAGAUUCGAGGGACAGAUCAAGGAGAAACGUGAGCAACUGGACGAGAUCUCCGCCAGGAAGUCCAAACUGCAACACAGAGAGCAGGAACUGAAACGAGAGGGCCAACGCAUCGGCAACAAGCUUUCCGAAUUCAACCGUCUCAGGUCGCACUACUCGUCCCUUGGUGAGAAACUCGCGGCGACAAAGAGGAAGCUCGAGCAGAAACGGCAUGACAGUAGGACGGAUGUCACGCCAAAGAUCGCACAACUGGAGGCGCAGAUCGCUCAGAACUUGGUAGACCAAACGGGCAAGAUCCGCCAGAUGGUCCGCCUGAACACGAAACUGCAAGCUGCACAGACGCAGUCGCUUGAGGCGGACAUCGGUUUUUUCGAAGUCAGGAACAGACAGGCCGCGCUCAGCGAGGUCAUCGGCGCGUUUAACGAGCAAGAGACUACGCUCACCAGAGAGUACAGAGAGAAGCGGGACCAGAUCGAAACCAUGCGGAACACGGCGGAAUACAAACUCUGGGUCGAACAGAUCAAGGGGUACGACGACGCACUCAAGGAUCAGUUGAACGAGUUGGCGGAGAAGUACGAGUCCCAGGGGGACUUCAACACGGAGUACAUUGGAGAGCAAGUGGAGAGACUUGAGUCCGAGAUCCGCAUGAUCAACCACGACGAGUCAUCCAUUGCGAUCCUACAGGAGGUCGAGCGCAAACUCGCAGACGUCAAGGCCAGACUGCCUGCAAUGGUCCGCAAACUAGAUGCAGCUACGGCGUCAAUGUCCACGAUGCAGGCGGAACUCGAACCGAGACUGGACACCAUCGUCGAGAAGAUCUCGGAGAGGUUCACUAACCUGUUCACGAACGUCGGGUCCGCGGGGGCCAUCCAGCUGAGCAAACCGCACCUGUACCAAGAGUGGGAGAUGAAGAUCAUGGUCAAGUUCAGGGACAACGCUCCCUUGAAGAGACUGGACUCACACACGCAGUCCGGUGGUGAGCGGGCCGUUUCCACAGUGCUCUACAUCAUUGCAUUGCAAGAGUUUACCUCCGCACCCUUCAGGGUAGUCGACGAGAUCAACCAAGGUAUGGACCAACGGAACGAGCGGAUCGUUCACAAAGCCAUGGUGCAGAGUGCGUGCGCGGACAACACUUCGCAGUACUUCCUGAUCACGCCGAAGCUGCUCACAGACCUGUACUACCACGAGAAGAUGAGAAUUCACUGCGUCAUGGCGGGUCCCUGGGUCCCGGACUCGCUGAAGGACCCGGAGAUGGUCCAUUUCGGCGAGACUACCAAGUAUGUAAUGUAG